Cheilinus undulatus (humphead wrasse) is the source of this 2218-nucleotide messenger RNA. Its product is annotated as acetylcholinesterase collagenic tail peptide. The record is from RefSeq and is a predicted model, not a curated record. Lineage: Eukaryota; Metazoa; Chordata; Actinopteri; Labriformes; Labridae. The transcript is spliced from 18 exons. Bases 150 to 1541 code for a protein of 463 amino acids.
GUCGAUAAGUGGAUCAGAUUUAUUAGUGGUAAAGAUUGGCUACAGCUCAGAUCUCAGAGGAGCCUCAGUGUGCGGGGCUGCACACCGAGCUGAGCGCGAGACGAGACUGCUGCGUGUCUACAAGUGCAGGUGGAAGGAGGCAAACCUGCAUGAUGGAGCUGGUCAAACUUGCAGUGUCCUUGCAAAUUCUUCUGUUUCCUUCAUGGGCUUCAUCCCGUCACUCCUACAUGGACAGCAUCCUGUCAGCACGCUCAGCUCUCGCCUUGCUGGAUGAGCCGCUACGGUUUGACCCCUGCUGCCUCAUAUCACCUCCCCCGCCGCCACUCUUCCCUCCGCCACCGAAGCUGUGGAAGCGAGGCAACCCAGAUGCUGUCAGCAUCUUAGAGCCAAGUGUUUUCGGCAGAGAAGAACCAGAGAAACAAAAACCAGAGACGACAGGGUGUUUGCCUGGCCCUCCAGGACCUCCAGGACCCCAGGGGCCGGAGGGUCACAGCGGAUUACCCGGCAUUAGAGGACCAAAAGGGGAGAAGGGAGAAAUUGGACGUCCUGGGUUAAAGGGUCGUACUGGAGCUCCAGGCCUUCCAGGGAAACCAGGUCUACAAGGAUGGCCUGGACCAGAGGGAGAAAAGGGUGAAAAGGGAGAUCCAGGGCUCAUGGGAUUACCAGGACUGAGGGGGCCACCAGGAGUAAAGGGUUUGCCUGGCUAUAAAGGAGAAAAGGGGACUCAAGGUGAUCGUGGAGUAGCAGGACCAAAAGGUGAUAAGGGCUCCAUUGGCUUGCCUGGGAUGCUGGGACAAAAGGGUGAACAGGGACCAAAGGGAGAGCCAGGAGUCUCAGGAAAGAGAGGACCAACUGGACGUCCUGGGAAGAGAGGCAAGCAGGGCACAAAGGGUCACAGUGGAUCCCCAGGAGUUAUGGGCCCUCCAGGACCCCCUGGACCAAACGGCCACCCUGGUCCUCCUGGUCCACCUGCCUCAGGUUUAUAUCUCGUUGGAGAAAAGGGAGAGAAGGGUCUUCCCGGUCCACCAGGUCACUGUGACUGUGAUGCCAUUCUCAGUGCUAACAAUGCUCCUUAUGGCAGCUAUACACAGCGGGGUGGCCCAAAUAAAGUCCCUGCAAUAUUUGUGGUAAACUCUGAGGAGGAGAUGGAAAAUCUACAUCUUGACAAUGCAAUAGCAUUCAGGAAGGACCAGAGGGCACUCUACUUCAAAGAUAAAGAAGGGUGGAAGGCCAUACAGCCUUUCCAGCCGUUCCAGUCCACAGAGAAAGUCCCGGACAGAGUUGGUGCUUGCGGGGACGGAAAGGUGCAGCCUCAGCACGGAGAGGAGUGUGAUGAUGGAAACCAGAUCGUCACUGAUGCUUGUCUCAACUGUAAGUGGGCUUACUGUGGAGACGGAUACCGGCAUGAUGGCAUGGAGGAGUGUGAUGGAAAGGACUUUGGGUAUCAGACCUGCAAGUCUUAUCUUCCUGGGUCCUUUGGGCAGCUCAGAUGCACAGAGUCCUGCCUCAUUGAUUCCACUGGUUGCAAGUAUUUCACCUGAACUGAGAAGUAAAAAUGGGUGGAUUGCAACUUUGCCGCUCCUCUUCCUGAUUUUGGGGAAUGUACUCCAGAUUUCUACUAAAGUUACCUGCUGGACUGAGUACUAAAGGGAAGCUCUUGUGCCUGCUCUGAGCCAUGAAAAGUCACAGAAGUCGGCUUUGAAUGGACCGUGUCCCUCGAGGUUAAAAUCUCCUUUAUUGGCCUCAGGGAGCAGCUUUCUAUUAGCAUCUCUCCAUCGGCUGCAGGACUGUUACAGAAACCAGAGAUGGCAGGGAAACUUUAAAUGAUUGUAUAAUAUGAAUACUUACAAUGUGAAUGACUUGCUGACUGUUGAUAAACAAAUAAGCUAUGUUCUGAUUUUUUUGUAUUGAGAACAGGGAAAACGCCUUUUCUUAAAGAAGCAAUGAUAUUAUUAACGUGUACUGUAGUAUGAAAAUCAGGGGUGUGCAAAUGUGUUUAUUCAUGUGCAAUGUAUUGCAAGACAUGUAUUAAUUCAGUGCAAUGUUGACAUAGUGCAUGUAAAUGUGUCCCAGCCCACAGCUGAACACUUUAUAAUGUGCUUUAAAUGUACUAGCCAAAGUUUUUCCCUGUUGAAGUGAAUGUUAAGAUUUCCAACAGAAGAAGUGAUCAAAAACAAGAAAAAUACUCUCUAGCAGCAUGAAGAAAGUGUUCACUUAC